UUCUGGUACGCUAUGGGGCUGAAGUUUCUGAGCCUGCAGAUGCUUUUCUGGUGCUUCAACCCAGAUGAACGGAAGCUCCCUUCUGCAACUCCGCCGUCCGGCCAAUCGACGGCGAGGCUUAUUGGGCUGGACGGGCGGGUGACGGUGUACAAACGGCGAGUCAAGGUGGGGGAUCUUAUGAAGGAGCACACGUGUCACCUCGUCUGCCGCUCGGAUUCCUUCUACAUUGGUCAGAAGGUGCCUGCGCUGUCCGCAGCUGAGGAGCUUCAGCUGGGUCACAGCUACUUCCUUCUUCCAAGCCAGUUUUUUCAGUCUGUGCUUUCCUUUGUGACUAUAGCUUCCUCGCUUGCUAAGGGUGGUGGGGGGUGUCUUAGGCAUUUCGACAUACAGCUUACGGACACGGGGAGGUUGCAGAUACGGAUUGGGGAGAAAGGGGGGGAGGAAGCCAAAAGGGGCGGGGUCGUGUGUACGACGGUGGCUUUGGAAAAGGAAUACGAGCAGCUUGUGGGGUGGAAGUCGCGGCAAUGGAGACCGAAGUUGGAGAGGAUAGCUGAAGUGCCGGAGAGGAGGGGAGGCAACAUCAGGUUUGGUGUUUUUGGUGGGCUUAGAAGAAAGAAGGGAGAUUUGUCCCAGGCUUAGGUUUAAGAAAAAGAAGAGAUGUGCAUAGCUUAAUUUUGCCCUUUGUCAAAUCUAGCCUCUUUUUUUUCUUUUGUUGUAAAUUACUGCGCCGUUGGGAUGUGAAAAUUUGAAAUCUG
This is a messenger RNA of Phalaenopsis equestris, 755 nucleotides long. RefSeq lists its product as uncharacterized. The record is from RefSeq and is a predicted model, not a curated record. Bases 13 to 639 code for a protein of 208 amino acids. The transcript has a single exon. NCBI's taxonomy places the organism in Eukaryota, Viridiplantae, Streptophyta, Magnoliopsida, Asparagales, Orchidaceae.